Mesitornis unicolor (brown roatelo) is the source of this 1114-nucleotide messenger RNA. Its product is annotated as vacuolar protein sorting-associated protein 54-like. Gene Ontology annotation, biological process: retrograde transport, endosome to Golgi; Golgi to vacuole transport. NCBI's taxonomy places the organism in Eukaryota, Metazoa, Chordata, Aves, Mesitornithiformes, Mesitornithidae. Gene Ontology annotation, cellular component: GARP complex. Gene Ontology annotation, molecular function: syntaxin binding. The transcript has 7 exons. The annotation marks the transcript as partial. The record is from RefSeq and is a predicted model, not a curated record.
GGCGGUUUUCCGUACAAUGCAAGGAGGAGAGAUAUGACGACGGCCUCCCUGAGAUACUCAUGUCGUGUUCUCACUAAGCUUCUAGUAAGUGGUGAUUUUAUGCAAUGGCAUCAAGCCACAGUUCUUCACCAGUGCCUCAGUCAAACAGCAGUGAUGCUUUCUUUAAAAAGGAAAUGGAUGCCACGAAACGCUUUCGACCUGUGCAGUCACUGCCUGAUGUGUGUCCCAAGGAACCUACAGGCGAUCCUAAUAAUUUAUGUGACAGCCCGUCUCUAGUUGUGGAUCAGCACAGAUGGACUAUCUAUCAUUCCAAAGUCAAUCUCCCAGCAGCACUAAAUGAUCCUAGGUUAGCAAAAAGGGAAUCUGAUUUCUUUACAAAAACAUGGGGAGUGGACUUUGUGGACACUGAAGUCACGCCUUCAUUCUACCUCCCACAGAUCACCAAGGAACAUUUUGCAUUAUACCAACAGGAAAUCACUCCGAGAGAGAGGGUUCAUGAAAGAAGCAAGAAUGUUUGUACUUCUAAAGAUUCCUUCGACAGGACUCUAUUGCACACCCACGAUAAAUCCAGGACGGAUCUAGAACAAGUACCUAAGAUUUUUAUGAAACCAGAUUUUGCCUUGGAAGAUUCCUUAACAUUUAAUGCCGUUUUACCAUGGUCUCAUUUUAGUACUGCUGGUGGAAAAGGAAAUCGUGAUGCAGCUUCCUCCAAGUUACUUCAAGAAAAGCUGAGCCAUUAUCUGGACAUUGUGGAAGUCAAUAUUGCUCAUCAGAUUUCUCUGCGCUCAGAAGCAUUUUUUCAUGCAAUGACCUCUCAGCAUGAGUUGCAGGACUACCUCAGGAAAACUUCCCAGGCUGUAAAAUUACUUAGAGAGAAGAUCUCCAAAAUUGAUAAAGUAAUGUGUGAAGGAUUGCUUCGAGUUUUAAGACUGUCACUCACCAGAAAUAACUGUAUGAAAGCUUACAAUAAACUGAAGUUAAUGGCUACUGUACACCAAACACAGCCCACAGUACAGUUGCUGCUAUCCACUUCUGAGUUUGUCGGAGCUUUGGACUUAAUAGCAACAACACAGGAGGUGUUACAGCAAGAGCUUCAAGGCAUUCACAGUUUCCG